Pezoporus occidentalis (night parrot) is the source of this 3115-nucleotide messenger RNA. RefSeq names its product death associated protein (gene DAP). Gene Ontology annotation, biological process: cellular response to amino acid starvation; apoptotic signaling pathway; negative regulation of autophagy. NCBI's taxonomy places the organism in Eukaryota, Metazoa, Chordata, Aves, Psittaciformes, Psittacidae. Gene Ontology annotation, molecular function: death domain binding. The record is from RefSeq and is a predicted model, not a curated record. The transcript is spliced from 4 exons. The coding region runs from base 104 to 418 and encodes 104 amino acids.
UGGCGCCGGCGCCCGGCGGCCACGUUGACAGGGCGGGAACGGGGCCCAGCCGCGCAUCGCGGGGAAGGUUGGGCGCGGGUAGCGGGGUCGCUGCCACAGUAAAAUGUCUUCGCCUCCCAGAGAGAAAGCAGAGACGCGGGCCGGACACCCUCCUGCUGUGAAGGCUGGUGGGAUGCGUAUUGUUCAGAAACACCUGCACAAUUCUGAUGCCAAAGAAGAAAAAGAUAAGGAUGACCAAGACUGGGAAACCAGCAGCCCACCUAAGCCAACGGUGUUCAUCUCUGGUGUCAUUGCUAGGGGUGAUAAGGACUUCCCUCCAGCAGCGGCUCAGGUGGCUCAUCAGAAACCACAUCCUUCUGUGGAAAAGCUUCCUCCCCCACAGCAUGUCAAACAGCACAUCCACCAGCCUCGCAAGUGAGCUCUCCAUCAGAAUCCCAGCCAACUUGACAUGAGCAAAUAAGUUUUCAAGAGAAGAUGAAAACCCUUUAGGAUUCACACUGUCAAAUCAGUUAAAUUGACCUCUAAAAUAAUAUCCUGUUUCUUUUACUUCAAUUCUCAAGGGUUAAUAAAAAUGAAGACAUUGUUUAUUUGUUAUCCCGGAUGGAAAAUUCUCUGUUAAGUGUGUGCUGAUUAGGGGUGGGUUUUUUAUAAGAUUUUUCUUAUUGCCAAGGUAAAACUUUAGUAUGAAUAAUAAGAUUAAUGAGCUUAAAACUUGUACUUUUAGGUGUGGCAUCACAGUAGCAGAUAGUUAAUGCAGCUUUUAUGUUAAGACGGUAAGGAAGAAUAGCCCUUUUGUACUGGUAUCUUUAAUAUCUGGAGGGAGUCUGUGUAUGCUAAGACAGAAAUUGGUGGUUGUCUUGCUUAUGUAUAGCCCUUGCAGUCUUCAGUAUCCUACAGCAUUGCACCCAGUGGCUAUGCCCUCUGAUUCCAACUAGUGAGAUGGUAGAAGGGCCCCAAAACAUUCAUGAGUCGGCAGAAAUCCAGCUGAAUCUUCCUUACACCCCCUUGCACUCGCACAGCCCUGCUGAGGUUCUUCCAUUUGGAGGUGUGUGGGUAUGGAGAAGGGUGAGACAUCAGAGUUACAAGAACACAGUUGCUGUAGGUAACUGAUAUGUGAUCUCAUGGCUCUCAUUGAUGGCUUCAUUUUUAUGAGGUAAUGAUUAUUAAUGAUAAAUAACAAGCUGAAGGAGCUUAGGACCCUCCAGAAUUGAACUUAAACUGGUGGAAAACCUGUAUUCUUUUUUGACUUACAGUUUGAAAUCACUUUUUGAGAUCAAGAGAUACCAUUAGUAAAUGUAUUAUAUUUUAUGACCCAAUCUCUGUUGUUCAUCAUGGUAUUUUUAAGAACAGUAGUGAUAAGAGGGAACAAAAGUUAACUUUUCAAAUAGAGUGAUCAGAUUACUUUGGGCCACAUAAUUAAAUCUUUUGGUUACAGAGUUCAAAAUCACUUAGUUCUGUUGUUUUCCUUCUGCUGCUCAUCUCUGUAAAACCCAGAAAAAUAAUUUUUUAAACAUUUUAUCUACUUUUUUUAAAGUAUUCUUUUGGUUUUAACAGACUAUAAAUACAGUGGAGCCUUUAGUACCCUCUGGUUUUCUGAAAUUUCUAGUAAUUUUAAAAAAGUGUGUACCAGAGAGUGCUGCAAGCAUUCAUCUGGCAAACCAAUGAAAAUUUGGGGUCACCUUGGCCUUUACUAGUUUGUUUAUGUGUAAAAUCAAAUAGUACAGAAAACCAGUGAGGAGAGAUUUAAAAAUAUUAUUUUUAUAAAAUUUCUGCAGAUUAAAUAAUUAUUCCCUGAGCAGCUGUUUUAAAACAACAGCCCAUUUCACAAGUGGAGUAACUCACUUCAUGUGGGCGAGAGGGACUUGGCAUUUCCAUCUAUCUCUUCAUAGCCUUGAAAUGGAAAUGAUGGUUUGCAAAGUAUAUGCAUGGAUAUGUUUAUUCUACACACAAGGAAGGAUGUACAAGCUGUAUGUACAAUCCUAAUUACCAGUUUAAUUAGAUAACUGUACUUGCCUUAAGGAAUGAGUGUUGUUUAUAAGAAUUAUUCUGUAUUAGAAUAUGCAUCAUUUUAAAAAUACGCUUUCUGUUUCUGAUGAUGGUACGUCUGAGGCCUUAUUUGUAGCUGCUCAUGAGUGUGUAAGUGAUUCACACAUGAGUAACUCAUUCAUAAGGGAAGUAUUGUUGAGCCUUUUGAAACAUCUGCAUGAGGUAAUUUGCUGGCAGAAAUGUUUGCAGAUUCGGGACUGAAAGCAGUGGCAUCUCUAUGGUGCAGCCAGUAGCUGCCAGCGUGCUGCACCAGCAAUGAAGCAGGUCAUUGCAGUUGCUUCAUACUGGUAGCUACUGGCUUGAGAAUGAGCUGGAGCUAUUCAGCUCUCCUAGUCCUGUGCCUAUAUCUGAGGUAGUGUCUAGACUCCUGCUGUAGUCAAUGGUAAUGUAGUCAAGACAGUCAGUAGAGUUGAGGUAUGGCGUCUUGAACCAAAUGGAAGCGUCUUUAAAGAUGAGCUGGAUCAUUCUUGACUCUGUUGACUGCAGUGGAAAACGAAACAUACCUCAGUGUAAAAGCACACAAUUAGAUGUGACUAGGUACCUCUACUCUGUGUCUACCAAUAGCUGGUAGAAAUGCUUCUGAAAACAACACCACAUUCAGUAUCAUUCUAAUACUGAAGUUAUGAAUCUGGAUGCCUUUGGAUUACAAACUACUGCUUCUGGAUGUUAAUACAAUAUAUACACCAUGUAUAAAGAAUACUCAAAUUUUGUCUUUGGUUACUUAAAGGGGUAUGUAAGUUUGUACAAUAUAGUAUGGCUUUCAAGAUAGCUUUAGUGGCUUUUAGAGUGCAGGAAUUCCAAUAUGGUUAGACAAUGUCUCUGUAUGAAAGCGUAUUAUAUAUUGCUGGAGGUAUCCAUGUUUAUAGAUAGGCGUCUUUACCAAAGCAUUACCUUUCCCAAAAUAAAGAAUCGUAGCUGGUCAUCUGGAUUGCCUUCUGAUGGUUAUUGGUACUUUUAAAAUGUUACAAUAACAUACAAGCACAGGAGAUGUUCAGAUGUUUCCUUGAAAUGAUUGCAAAAGAAAUUUUCUGUAAUUCCCAAUGUGGCAAUAAUAAAGCAUGAAGUUGUA